Molecule: messenger RNA, 2955 nt
Organism: Elgaria multicarinata webbii
Lineage: Eukaryota; Metazoa; Chordata; Lepidosauria; Squamata; Anguidae
Gene: GRHL1
Product: grainyhead like transcription factor 1
Exons: 16
Coding region: 196-2112 (638 amino acids)
Biological process (GO): regulation of transcription by RNA polymerase II
Cellular component (GO): nucleus
Molecular function (GO): RNA polymerase II cis-regulatory region sequence-specific DNA binding; DNA-binding transcription activator activity, RNA polymerase II-specific
Source: RefSeq, a predicted model, not a curated record
GCUCCCUCAAUUGAGGCAUCAUUACUUGAGUCACGCCUAAGGUUUUUUUUUUUAAUGGCUUGCAUACGGUUGCUCUAAUUGUAAUGAGAUUUUGCUGUGCGUUUAGACUCUGGUGUACUAUCAGACCCUGAUGUGCAGAUUUAGUCUGUGGAUACCAGAAAGCCCCCACUUAAUGUCCUGUUGGAGAAGGGACUGAUGGAUUUUUAUGAAACGCAUCCUCCAGGGAAGGUGGAUUUGUCCAGCAAACGGCCAGUCUUGGUUCUUCAGAAUGACGCUCUCUACUCCCAGAGGCGACCCUAUACCAGCGAGGAUGAAGCGUGGAAAUCCUUCCUUGAAAACCCUCUUACAGCAGCGACCAAAGCCAUGAUGAGCAUCAAUGGGGAUGAAGACAGUGCUGCUGCCUUGGGCCUUCUGUACGACUACUAUAAGGUUCCCCGGGAAAUGAGAGCAUCAGCAGUGAAAACAGAUGUAGAUCAUUCUGAUCAAGAUCAUGGCAAAAGGAACAGCAUGCCAAACAUGGCGGAACCGUCACACAUUUCUGCUGGGGAGAACCGAGUCCAAGUCUUGAAAAACAUGCCUCUGAAUAUCGUUCUUCCGCACACGUCCCAAAUGGGUGUUGACAAGAGGGGCCACCUGUCGACUCCGGACACCACGGUCACCGUCUCCAUCGCCUCCAUGCCCACGCACUCAAUCAAGACAGAAACUCAGUCGCACAGCUUUUCCGUGGGCAUCCCCCCAGCUGUCUAUCACCCGGAGGCACCUGACCGGGUGGUGGUUUUAGAUAGGAGCCUCAAUGCUGACCAGUUUAGCUCUAGCGCUCAGCCUCAGAAUUCCCAGCGGCGCACUCCGGAUUCCACCUUCUCUGAGUCUUUUAAAGAAGGCGUGCAAGAGGUUUUCUUCCCUACUGAACUGAACCUCCGGAUGGCCAACAUGAAUUCUGAAGACUACGUGUUUGAGAGCAUUGCCGGGAACAAUUUUGAAUACACACUGGAAGCUUCCAAAUCGCUCCGCCAGAAGCCAGGAGAUAAUACAAUGACUUAUCUAAACAAAGGCCAGUUUUAUCCCAUUACACUGAAGGAAAUUAGUGGUGGCGAAGGAAUCCAUCAAACCAUCAGUAAAGUUCGAAGUGUCAUCAUGGUUGUAUUUGCUGAAGACAAAACAAGAGAGGAUCAACUCAGGCACUGGAAGUACUGGCACUCAAGGCAGCACACAGCAAAACAAAGGUGCAUUGACAUAGCUGACUACAAGGAAAGCUUCAACACCAUCAGUAACAUUGAGGAGAUAGCCUACAAUGCCAUCUCCUUCACUUGGGACAUUAACGAUGAAGCUAAGGUCUUCAUUGCUGUAAACUGCCUCAGUACAGACUUCUCUUCUCAGAAAGGUGUCAAAGGACUUCCUCUGAAUCUUCAGAUUGACACCUACAGCUACAACAACAGGAGCAACAAGCCUGUUCACAGAGCUUACUGCCAGAUUAAAGUCUUUUGUGAUAAGGGGGCAGAGAGGAAGAUCAGGGAUGAAGAACGAAAACAAAGCAAAAGAAAAGGCAAGUGCACUGAUCCCAGCUCUCAGCUGAAUGCCUUUCCUGAUGUCAAAGUGCCCAUGCUUCCCUCCCACAAGCGUACAGACAUCACUAUUUUCAAGCCAUUCAUGGACCUUGACACUCAGCCAGUUCUGUUUAUACCUGAUGUUCACUAUUCCAAUAUUCAGCGUGGAGCUCAUGUCUUUCCUCUUGCAUCUGACGAACUGGAGGGUGAAGGCUCUACCAUGAAGAGGGGGCCUUUCAUAAAUGAAGAUGAUUUUGCUGCCAGCCCCAUUAAGCUGCCUCGAAUAGAAGAACCCAAAAAAGUGUUGUUGUAUGUCCGAAAGGAAUCAGAAGAAGUCUUUGAUGCACUUAUGCUCAAGAUUCCAUCUCUGAAAGGUCUAAUGGAAGCUAUAUCUGAUAAAUACGAUGUCCCUUUGGAUAAAAUUGGAAAAGUCUUCAAGAAAUGUAAAAAAGGCAUCUUAGUGAAUAUGGAUGAUAACAUUGUGAAACACUAUUCCAAUGAAGACACCUUCCAGUUACAGAUUGAAGAGGCUGCUGGAUCUUACAAACUCACUCUCACCGAGAUCUAAAACCUACCUUGUGGGUCCUUUAAAUGAAGGUUGUAAAGACAAACCUCUCAUUGCUUUUGUCCUCAGGAUAUUAUAAAUGUAUCUCUAGGGAAGAAGCCAUUUAUUCUUCCAGGGAAGAAUACCUUUUGCAGUUUUUUAAACAAGGUUGUCCACAUAUCGGUCCUUUUGGCUGCAACACUGCACUUGGAAUAGAUGAACAAAAGACACUGAAUUAAAAAGAAAUACUAAAUAGCCAAUCUAACCAAAGCACUAUAAAACGGCCUUUUACUUGACUUUAUCUACACAUCCCCAUACCCAUUAAACGUGUAGGCUUUUUCAUUGAUAAUUCCUUACAGGGUUGUAUUUCCUUCUGCAUAAAGCUUCAGAAUUCCCACUAAUGCUUACAGAAGUUCCAGAAAAGUGUGGAACUGGACUCUACGAUGUUUACGGCCGAACAGGACACAUUGCGAUAAUUUACUUCUACAGCUUCUUAAGGAUGUCAAACUGCCUUGCUUUAUGAAGAACAUCCUUGAAGUUACUGAAUGAUUCCCCACUGAUGAGCUGUAUUUGUAUAUAAGUGCAGUGUAUUUUGAAAGGUUGUAAAUGUGUACAUAUAAAUCAUACAUAUAUAUAUAUAUAUAAUAUAAUGCAGGAAAUAUAUAUGUAUAUAUAUAAGAGUGUGUGUGUGUGUGUGUGUGUGUGUGAAUAUAUAAUAUAAAUUGAAUAAAUGUGGUGAAGUCCACCUGAAAGGGACUAUAUGUAUAUAAAUAUAACAGAACAGCAGUCUCAAUUCAAUUUACUGAACAAAUUGGAUUCAAAUUAUGCUGAGCAUGUUCAGUCUCCUAGAAGGGGAAAUAGCCAAAA